GGAUUUAUGAAAACUAAAAUAACAUUUUUUGUUUGGCAGCGAAUGUCAUUAUUUCAACAGUAUGAGGGCGCCCUUCACUGUCUACCGGCUGGUCUGCAGUCUGUUUCUGUACAGUGGGUUUAACCGGAAGUCGAGUCCCUCCGUAGAUCAUCUCCGACGUUGGCUUUGAGCGACGCGAAGAAGUAGAAAAACUUAUUCUGCGGGCACAACUUCAGGCUUUGUGAACGAAAACCUUAAAAGAUGUCUUCAGGCGCUCUCUUCCCCAGCAUGGUCAGCGGCUCCAGAGCAAGCUCCAGCAAGUACCUGGUGGAGUUUCGAGCAGGUAAAAUGAACCUGAAGGGCAACACAGUGACCCCGGACAAACGGAAAGGGCUGGUCUACAUUCAGCAGUCCGAUGACUCCCUGAUCCACUUCUGCUGGAAGGAUCGGACCACGGGGAACGUCGAUGAUGACCUGAUCAUCUUCCCUGACGACUGUGAGUUUAAAAGGGUGACGCAGUGCACCACUGGACGUGUCUACGUCCUGAAGUUCAAGGCCGGGUCCAAGCGGCUCUUCUUCUGGAUGCAGGAGCCAAAGACCGACAAAGAUGACGAGUACUGCCGGAAGGUCAACGAGUACCUGAACAACCCCCCCAUACCCGGAGCAUCUGGCAGCGGCGGCGGUGGCCACGAGUUGUCAGCACUGGGAGGAGAGGGUGGCCUGCAGAACCUGCUGGGAAACAUGAGCCACAACCAGCUGAUGCAGCUGAUGGGACCCACGGGGCUCGGAGGUCUCGGAGGCCUGGGAGCUCUAGCAGGACCGGGACUCGCCAACCUGCUGGGGGGUGGAGGACCUGCGACCAGCAGCUCCUCAUCCAGUUCUCGAAGCCAAUCAGCUACAGUGACUCCUUCUCCAGGCGGAGCUCCCAGAAUGAGCUCCUCCCAGGCACCUGCUGCCCCCGCCGCUGUUCCCGUCACCUCGGCUCCCUCCUCGACCGCUGCCACGCCCUCCACACCAGCCCCGGCUCAGACUCCCGUGGCCCCGGCCUCCAGCGGAAGCCCCACCCCUCACCAGCCCAUCCAGCUCAGUGAUCUUCAAAGCAUCCUGGCCACCAUGAAUGUGCCGGCAGCGGGGGCUCAGGGCUCAGCGGUGGACCUGGCGAGCGUGUGCACCCCAGAGAUGAUGGCUCCCAUUCUGAGCAACACCGAGGUCCAGCAGAGGCUCCUCCCCUUCCUCCCCAGUGGGGAGAGUCUGCCGCAGAGUGCCGAGGAGAUACAGAACACCCUGAACUCUCCUCAGUUCCAGCAGUCCAUGAGCAUGUUCAGCAGUGCGUUGGCCUCCGGGCAGCUCGGCCCCCUCAUGAGUCAGUUUGGACUGCCGCCCGAUGCCGUGGAUGCAGCCAACCGUGGAGAUGUGGAGGCGUUCGCUCGAGCCAUGCAGGCCAGCAGAGAAGAGUCGAAGGAGAAGAAGGACGAGGAGGACAUGAGUCUAGAUUAG
Molecule: messenger RNA, 1476 nt
Organism: Oreochromis aureus
Lineage: Eukaryota; Metazoa; Chordata; Actinopteri; Cichliformes; Cichlidae
Product: proteasomal ubiquitin receptor ADRM1-like
Exons: 10
Coding region: 241-1476 (411 amino acids)
Biological process (GO): ubiquitin-dependent protein catabolic process
Cellular component (GO): cytoplasm; proteasome regulatory particle, lid subcomplex; nucleus
Molecular function (GO): ubiquitin binding; proteasome binding; endopeptidase activator activity
Source: RefSeq, a predicted model, not a curated record